Messenger RNA from Lactuca virosa, 730 nucleotides. The record is from the annotation of a GenBank genome assembly. Lineage: Eukaryota; Viridiplantae; Streptophyta; Magnoliopsida; Asterales; Asteraceae.
UGGGAAAUUUUGCAAUAAAUUUCAUUUGGAGGUUGGAAUAGAGAUAGAAUCAUCGGCGGAAGAACCUUAUCAGCCACCAACUAAAUUUUCUAAUGUCCACGGCGGCAAUGGCGUCUACCGCCGUCUUCUUACCUCGUCUUCCAACAGGCAUCGCCACCGCCCGUUGUACCGCCUUACCUAACCUCCCACCUCGUCCGUUUCCGACUUCAAUCAAACUGGUUUCAGGGUCAAAAAGGUCAUCUCUGUUCCAUGUCAAGGCCUCAGAAGAUGCAUCUUCAUCAUCCUCCAUUGAUACUGAUGAGUUGUUCACCAGCCUAAAGGAAAAGUGGGAUGCAGUUGAAAACAAACCAACAGUCAUAAUCUAUGGAGGAGGAGCAUUUGUUGCUCUUUGGCUAUCUUCUGUUAUUAUUGGUGCUAUCAACAAACUCCCAUUGCUUCCUAAUGUCAUGGAGUUGGUAGGAGUUGGAUACAGUGGCUGGUUUGUCUACAAAUAUCUUCUCUUUGAGUCAAGCAGGAAAGAGUUGGCUGCAAAGAUCGAAUCAAUCAAGAAGGAAAUCUCAGAAACAUAGACAAGUACACCAUCAAAUGGAAUUCUUUUUUAUUUUCAUUUAUGUAAUUUGAUAUAUUUAAAGCAUGUAUAGAGAGAUCUUUCUAUGGAAUAUGUAUUUAUGUACCCAAACACAAAACAAUUUCAUGUGUUUUAUUAUAUAUCCAACAAGUCAUAAUUGUA